Sphaeroforma arctica JP610 is the source of this 1995-nucleotide messenger RNA. RefSeq lists its product as hypothetical. Gene Ontology annotation, cellular component: membrane. Lineage: Eukaryota; Ichthyosporea; Ichthyophonida. The record is from RefSeq and is a predicted model, not a curated record. Gene Ontology annotation, molecular function: transmembrane transporter activity. Bases 1 to 1995 code for a protein of 664 amino acids. The transcript has 2 exons. Gene Ontology annotation, biological process: oligopeptide transport; transmembrane transport.
AUGACGCAGUUGGAUAAUACAGAGCACAAACGCAAGUCGGUGUCUAGUACAACCCACGAGUACGGCUCGGAAGUACUUCCUAGCUGCGUACAGACCAAGAUCAAAGGAGACAUCAGUGUCGCUGCCACCACCAGUGCUUAUACUGGCAACGGUACAUCUGAAAUCAUCGAUGAAUGCGACCUGCAAGAGAUGAAAGAAGCACUUCCUUGGUACAAACAAACACUAUGGCGGGUUUGUGUGUUCAUAUUGUUGGUUGAGAUGUGUGAGCGCCUGACGUACUACACCAUUGCGGGCUCUCAACGAAAUUUCCUUGAAAACACAGGAUACUCUAAUUUCCAGUCGACUAGUAUCAACAGCGCGUUUACUCUGCUGUGCUACGUAACACCUCUUGCCGGUGGUUGGAUUGCAGACAGCGUUCUCGGUCGCUACAAGACAAUCGCUCUUUUUGCAAGCAUAUAUCUGUGCGGUACGUUUGUAACCGCAGUAGCAGCCUACCCUACAAUCAUGAAUGAUGGUCUCUAUUUGUUCGGAACGCUUGCACUUAUUGCUAUUGGAACUGGUGGGAUUAAGCCGAAUAUCAACAAUUUCGGUGCUGAUCAGUACGAUAUACCUGGCGAAGCCCGCGAACAAGAGUCCUUCUUCGCGUACUUUUACUGGUGUAUUAAUAUUGGCGCCGCCGUAGCUUUCGGCUACUUAGUUACACUCGCAACAAGCGGUCAGGAACCAUCCAUUCCUCAAGAAUAUGGAUUCUUUGCUGCAUAUUGUAUAGCCGCAGGCAUUAUGGUUUUCGCAGUUCUAUUUUUCUUUGCCGGCACAACCAGAUACACCAUGAAACCGCCAGGAGGAGACGCACUGAGAGGUUUAAUUCACUACAUAUAUAACGGAGCAUUCGGGGCAGAAACAAGGUCGCUCAAAGGUUUGGGAUCCGCAGUUGGUUGGGUUUUACUAUUCGUUACUCUUGGGUUAGCGCUUGCUCAAGCAUUCAUCCCCGGUACUACAGGCAAGGUCGUCGGCUACAUUGCUUUAGCUACAGCGUUCGUGACAACUUUUCUACUGACUACAUGUCAUCUGAAUAACUCACAUUUGGACGGGUGUCCAGAUCACAAAAGCCAAUACUUUUCCAGGGUUGAUGCACAGGCAUUUUUAGAUACGGUUCCUACUAUCGUGAUCGGCAACAUAUCAUUUCAAAUCUCGUAUAAUUGUAUGAUGGGUGUGAUGAUGUCCCAAGCUUGUCAAAUGGAUCUUAUGGUCGGAUCUUCGCAAAUCAACGGUUCUUUCUUCAACAUCGGCGACUGUUUCUCCAUAAUUAUUUGUACACCCAUCUGGGAGAAAUUUUUAUAUCCAUUUGUAGAGAGAAGAAAGGGAUCACCUGUGACACGCAAUCAAAAGCUUGUGAGCGGAUUAAUUAUCACGAGCAUAGCUAUGUUCAUUGCGGCUGGAUUGGAAUACGCGCGCCGAGCGGCGCCAGUAUUAGCGAACACAUCGGAUUGCUCGCCAAAAAAUCCUCUCACAGGAGAAGGGAUGCAGAUGUCAGAUAUCUCAGCGUUCUUAAUAUUUAUUCCUUUUGCACUCAUCGGUAUGGGAGAGAUCAUGGUGCUGCCUCAGCUGUAUUAUUUCAGCUAUGAUCAGACUCCCAAAUCUGGUCGCUCCGUAGCCAUGGCGUUUAAUCUUCUGAUUGGUGGUUCAUUGUCAAGUGCAUUCACAUCGGCAUUCACAACGGCUAUGCAAGGCUUGUAUCCGGACAACCUGAACGACGGGCAUAUCGAGUAUUUCUAUUAUUUGGGUGCCGGAUUCGCUCUCUGCGGGAUCCCAAUCUAUUUGUGGGUGUCGAACCAGUUUGUGGCCAAAGACUUCCGUACUGAAGCAGAUCCUGUAGAAACAACUAUUCAGCUCGAAUUAGGAAGCGCCGAGAAGAAGACUUCCACCAACCAGCUACAGUUCGAGUUAGGCGACUCAGAGAAGAAAAUUUCUACUAAGCAGUCAAAUAUUUGUUAA